Molecule: messenger RNA, 1838 nt
Organism: Heterocephalus glaber (naked mole-rat)
Lineage: Eukaryota; Metazoa; Chordata; Mammalia; Rodentia; Bathyergidae
Gene: Fbxo7
Product: F-box protein 7
Biological process (GO): positive regulation of autophagy of mitochondrion
Molecular function (GO): protein kinase binding
Source: RefSeq, a predicted model, not a curated record
CAGUGUGCCCCGCGCGCCAGGCGGCACAUCCGCGUGCCGAGCCAUCGAUCGGAAGUGCGCGGCCUCCUGCUUGCUGGCCGAGUCAGCUCCAGUGGCGCCUGAGGAGCGCGGCGCAGCAGCCCCUCCAAGCCGUGGCCCGUGCCCGGGGUCCCGCAGCGGGCCUCCGCCGCCGCCAUGAGGCUGCGGGUGCGGCUUCAGAAGCUGACCCGGCGGCUGGAGACGUACGCGGCGGAGCCGACGCUGGGGCAGCUGCGCGCGCAGCUGAGCGAGGCGCUGCCGGGCUGGGGCUUCAGUUCUGAUAUCCGCUAUGCAAUUACCCUGAACAACAAGGAUGCCCUCACUGGAGACGAAGAGACUUUGGCGUCAUAUGGGAUUGUUUCUGGGGACUUGAUAUGUUUGGUUCUUGAAGAUGCCAUGCCAGCACCUAACUUGCCUCCAUCCACAGAUUCAGAGCAUUUCUCCGUCCCGAAUAAUGACCAACCCUCUCUGGCUGCCACCUCCAGCCAGGCCAGCAUCCCAGAUGAACGACAGAGUGAUUCAUUCCAAGGACAGGCAGCCCAGUCUGGUGUUGGGCAUGAUGACAGCAUGUCAGGGCCGAGUCAGAGCGUCUCACCCAAGGCAGAGGAAGACGCCAUGGAUAUGGAGGAGGGCCCCGGUGUCUGUCCCUCAGAACCAAUGCUGUGCAGCGAGGCGGCAGAAGGGCAGGUGCCGCACUCGCUGGAGACCCUGUAUCAGUCAGCCAGCUGCUCGAGUGCCAGCGAUGCCCUGACAGUGCUGAUCCACCUCCUGAUGGUGGAGUCGGGUUAUCUCCCUCAGGGGACUGAAGCCAAAGCAGUGUCCAUGCCGGAGAAGUGGAAGGCGAGUGGGGUGUACAGGCUGCAGUACACACACCCGCUGUGUGAGGGCAGCUCCGCCGCGCUCGCCUGCGUGCCUCUGGGGAGCCUGCUCAUCGUCAAUGCUACCCUAAAAAUCAGCAGUGCGAUUAAAAGUGUGAAAAGACUACAGCUGCUGCCGUCAUCCUUUAUUUGCACAGAGGAACCAGGGGAAAAUGCAGCCGAGGUAUACAAAGGUCUUCAGAAGCUCUCCCGGCUCUUCAAGGAUCAGCUGGUGUACCCGCUCCUGGCUUCCACUCGGCAAGCCCUGAACCUCCCCGAUGUGUUCGGCCUGGCUGUCCUCCCCUUGGAGCUGAAGCUGCGGAUCUUCCGGCUCUUGGAUGUGCGCUCCGUCCUGUCUCUGUCUGCAGUGUGUCGUGACCUCCUCAGUGCAUCGAACGACCCACUGCUGUGGCGGUGUUUGUAUCUGCGGGAUUUUCGAGAUGGUUCUGUCCGAGUUCGAGACACAGAUUGGAAAGAGCUGUACAAGAAGAGGCAUAGACACAGGAAGGAGGCCCAGAGGGCGCGGCACGCGAAGUUCCUGCCGCCGCCCCCCCAUCCCAUUCCGUUCUAUCCCAGCCCCUUGCACCCCAGCCCCUUCGCCCCCAGUUCACUCCUCCCUCCGGGUAUCAUCGGCGGCGAAUACGACGAGCGGCCAGCGCUUCCCUACGUCGGGGACCCGAUCAAUUCCCUCAUCCCGGGGCCCGGGGAGACGCCCGGCCAGUUCCCCCCACUCAGACCUCGUUUCGACCCGAUCGGCCCCUUCCCGGGACCCAGCCCCGUGCUGCCCGGGCGAGGCGGCACGGGGGACAGGUUCCCCUUCAGACCGGGCCGGGGCCGGGCCUCCGACAGCCGGAUGUCCUUCAUGUGAUUGGGGUGCGGCCUUGCUCGCCUUGGAGGGGCCCAGCAGCGCUGUUUCCUGUUUGCUGAUGGCGGAGAGCUGCCGCCCCCGCCCCCGCCCCCGCC